AUGUUAAAGUUCUGGCUUGCUACGUUAGCUGGCGUGGGUUACGCCUCGCAGACUGUGCUUCGGCCCGAACCCUCAGCAUCGGACUUCACCACCUUUCACAGCUUGAAUUCCCCGCAUUCAAUACGCAUCCGCCAACAAAACGAGUCCCUCUGUGCCGCGGGCUCUGCUCAGUACACUGGAUGGCUGGACAUCGGCCCGAGACACCUGUUCUUCUGGUAUUUUGAAAGUCAGAAUGAUCCCGUCGCCGAUCCGCUCACACUGUGGAUGAAUGGUGGGCCCGGGGGCUCCAGUCUGAUGGGCCUAUUCCAGGAGAACGGGCCGUGCCUUAUCAACGAGCAUGGCAAUGGAACUGUUCACAAUCCAUGGGGCUGGUCUCGGAACUCUUCAUUGCUCUACGUGGACCAGCCAGCUAAUGUUGGAUUUUCCUAUGUUGACGAGGGCUAUACGGUCGCGCGUGAUUCUCACGAGGCGGCGGUAGACAUGCAUAGAUUCCUGCAAAUAUUCACAUCAGAGAUCUUCCCCCAUCAUAGUUCCUCUGACCUUCAUAUUUCUGGCGAAUCGUAUGCGGGCCAAUACAUCCCCUACCUAGGAGUCGAGAUUCUAACUCAAAAUAAACGAUACCCCUCAGAGCCUCAGAUCAACCUGAAGUCUUGCUUAAUAGGUAAUGGCUUCAUGUCACCCAAGGAUACUACCUUCGGGUACUGGGAAACGCUCUGCACGACGAAUCCUGGCGUUUCCACGCCCGUGUUUAAUGAGACAAGAUGCAAUAUCUUAGCGGAGAAUAUGCCACGAUGCAUGGAUGUGUAUGAUAUCUGCACACAAAAUCCCGACCCUGCUAUCUGCGCCGCCGCCGAAUCUGUCUGCUACAAAGGAAUCGUCGGAUGGUAUGAGGACGAGAGUGGGAAGGGCGGUCGCAAUCGCUACGACAUCACGGCCCCGUGUUAUAUCGACGAGAUAUGCUACCAGGAAUCCGCUUAUGUUGAGAAGUAUCUGAACUCUGCCGCCGUCUGGGAAGCUCUCUCGCCGCCGGAGGAGGUCAAGGAGUACAAAAUGGAGUCCACCAAGGUCGCUGACGCCUUUCAUACAACGCCAGAAGGCAUGACAUCUUCAUCGGAACACGUUCUUUCCCUGCUUGCCAACGGGGUGCACUUUCUAUUCUAUCAAGGCAACCUCGACCUAGCUUGCAAUACGGCAGGGGCAAUCCGGUGGACGAACUCGCUUUCAUGGAAGGGACAGGCAGAGUUUUCGUCAAAGCCACUCCUUCCUUGGGUUUCAACAGGCCGUAAUGAACCGGUCGGUACGACAAAGGAAGUGCGAGUAAAACUCAACGGCGAUGCAGAGACGGCGUCACGUUUUGCGCUUGUGACGGUGGACGGGGCGGGUCAUCUGGUUCCUCGAGAUCGUCCUGAUGUCGCCUUCGACUUACUGACCCGGUGGAUUGCUGGUGAUUCCUUUGUUCGCUCUUGA
Molecule: messenger RNA, 1467 nt
Organism: Penicillium bovifimosum
Lineage: Eukaryota; Fungi; Ascomycota; Eurotiomycetes; Eurotiales; Aspergillaceae
Gene: cp8
Product: putative carboxypeptidase Y
Exons: 4
Coding region: 1-1467 (488 amino acids)
Biological process (GO): proteolysis
Cellular component (GO): fungal-type vacuole
Molecular function (GO): serine-type carboxypeptidase activity
Source: RefSeq, a predicted model, not a curated record